This is a messenger RNA of Anastrepha obliqua, 1140 nucleotides long. RefSeq lists its product as uncharacterized. The transcript has a single exon. The record is from RefSeq and is a predicted model, not a curated record. Lineage: Eukaryota; Metazoa; Arthropoda; Insecta; Diptera; Tephritidae. Bases 1 to 1140 code for a protein of 379 amino acids.
AUGGAUAAACGGACGCACCCAUUGACACAACAGUUGGACAAAUGGACAACACGGACCGACACCAACGAACUGAGAAAGUUGGGAACUUCCUCUGAGGGCGAACUCUUGGCCUCAAGCCAAGAGACGGUUGAUGGCAAAGCUGUGAACCACAGCACGCCAUCAACCUUAAAUCAACCAUGCACAUCCGCUGAUGCCAAGGGGCAAAAGCGCGAAAAAGUUAAAAAAGGCCCGUCCAGGUAUAAGCUUUACCAGAGGUCUCUGACUAUUCUCGGAAGAAUAAACAAAAAUGAGGCUGAAGGGAAAACUCAUCCAAAGGACGCGGCCGAUAAGGCAGAAGCCGUGAAACGCAAUCGUUCGCAGGACGAAAGCGACAAGCCAACGAAGAAGCACAAAGUGUCGGUUCACACCGCUUCAAUACCAAAACCAACCAAACGCUCAUUUAAUGAGGUGGAACGGGAUCACCUGCAAAUAGCGUCGGUUGAUGAAAUAACUAACCGCGGUAAACCUGCAUCGGAUAAGUGGUCCGAAAUCGAGUCACGGCUGUCCCGCAUUGUCGUCGAUCACGUCAUGGCGAACCCGGAGGGUCAUGUGCCAGGAUUUGAUUCAAUGGAGGUGGUCCGCGGAUACAGAGUGAUCAAGUGCGAUGAUCAACUAUCCCUUAACUUCCUGCAAACAGUUGUGGGCAAGAUCCAGAGCGACUGGGAAGGUUUGAGGCUCAAACUCAUCCUGGCCAGCGAAAUCCCUCGACGGCCGAGGGCUCGCAUCUGGAUUCCGAACAUUGAAUUCGAAGCCAAGCAACUUAGUCCAUACCUGCAGGCACACAACCGCACUGUUCCGAUGGAUGACUGGAGCAUCAUCAAAGCGGAGGCUCCGCAAAAGAACAGUGUAUCCUUCCUUCUCCAAAUAUCGGAGGAGAGUAUCGAGCCACUGGGAAAAGUGGACAAUAAACUUCGGUUCGGCGUCAGGAAAACGCAGCUGAAGAUAUUCCGAUCUGCAAAUCCGGAGGAUGAACAAGAUGAGGUUGACGGCGCCAACGAGUUGCUCACAGGCAUGCAACUUGACGACGCCGCAUCUACCAAAAACGAUGGCGUUAAUGAGCAGCACCCGGGAGUGCAGCUUGGCGAUGCCGUCGAAUUGUAA